Messenger RNA from Hevea brasiliensis (rubber tree), 668 nucleotides. RefSeq names its product 40S ribosomal protein S16. The record is from RefSeq and is a predicted model, not a curated record. Lineage: Eukaryota; Viridiplantae; Streptophyta; Magnoliopsida; Malpighiales; Euphorbiaceae. Gene Ontology annotation, cellular component: cytosolic small ribosomal subunit; ribosome. Gene Ontology annotation, biological process: translation; maturation of SSU-rRNA from tricistronic rRNA transcript (SSU-rRNA, 5.8S rRNA, LSU-rRNA). The transcript has a single exon. Gene Ontology annotation, molecular function: structural constituent of ribosome; RNA binding. The coding region runs from base 100 to 540 and encodes 146 amino acids.
CUCUGCACCCUAGCGUUUGACCUGCCCCUCUAUUUUUUUAUUUUCCUGUCAUUCUUCGUUGCUAGGGUUUGUUCUCUUUCUCAAUCGCAAACUCUAAAAAUGGCAGCGUCGGCACCAAUCGAGUCUGUCCAAUGCUUCGGGAGGAAGAAGACCGCUGUGGCAGUCACCUACUGCAAGCGCGGGAGAGGCCUAAUCAAGAUCAACGGCUGUCCAAUCGAGCUGGUGGAGCCGGAGAUUCUUCGCUUCAAGGCAUAUGAGCCCAUUCUUCUUCUUGGACGUCACCGUUUUGCUGGCGUCGACAUGCGUAUCCGCGUGAAAGGCGGCGGACACACCUCUCAGAUAUACGCCAUCCGCCAGAGCAUCGCCAAAGCCCUCGUCGCUUUCUACCAGAAGUACGUGGACGAGCAGAGCAAGAAGGAAAUCAAAGAUAUUUUGGUCAGGUACGAUAGGACUCUGCUUGUGGCUGAUCCUAGGCGCUGCGAGCCCAAGAAGUUCGGUGGUCGUGGUGCUCGUGCCAGGUUCCAGAAGAGUUAUCGUUGAUUCGGAGGUCAAGUUUUAUGCAUUUAUGGUUUUGAGAAAUGUUUUGAGACUAUGAAUUUUGAUAUUUUAGAACUAAAUUGUUAAUGGAUAUUUUUUGUUAUUUUGGUUUAUGAAGGAUAUUUCUCCUA